AUGUGUUCAAGAGGAUAUUUGGGCACAAGCCCUCAGGAGCUGCCAUCUUUAAUUGUGCCCAAUUUUUUAAGGGUUAACUCUUUUAUCGAUGAAGAUCAUAGUACAGACGGAAAUGAGAGUCCUUCCUUCAAUAAUGCAGCCUCAUUUUCUGGGGCCCAGCAGGAACUACCCAACGAAAUAUCGGCUCCAUACGAAGUACCUCAGUUCCCAAUUGAACAAAUCGAGAAGAAAUUGGCUAUACAAAGACAAAUAAAUUACAAAGCAAACGAAGACAAACGCAGUCAUUAUGAACCUUCAGUUACCGGACCCAUCGAGUUGGAAGAACUGGAUGAACACGAUUUAUAUGUUCCACAUUUCCAGAGAGUUUCCAUUUCUGGAGAGGACACUAGUGGGGUUCCAUUGGAGGAUUUGGAGAGGGCAUCAAAACUUCUAAUACAGGCAUUAAAAAUCAGGAAGAGAUACAUGAAAAUGUCGUAUCAAAGUUUUUCCUCGACAGUGGCCAGAUUCCUUGACCCUGACAAGGAACAGCAACAUCACGACGAAAAACAGUCGAUCGCAGAUGACGAAGAUAUGUUGUUCAUGCAGUCCCAAAGUGCGAGGUCUUCGUUUGACGAUUAUUUUAUCACGCAGAUGCUGAGCACUGAUAGUAAUAUAUUAAAUAACGGCGGUGAAGACCACGGUAUCCACCCUCCAAUCCACAAACCAUGGGAAGCACCCGAAGUGCCCGAUACCGACCACGUUUUUAAGAGCAAUAACGGUGUAUAUGAGGUGUUCGCAAACGAAGCGGAUGUCAAAGCAAAUAAACCAUGCGAUUAUCAAUAUCCGGACGUGGUGCAGUUUACAACUGAUUUUUAUAAUAUGUGCAACAUGAUUGCCGAUGGACCUUUGAAGUCUUUCUGCUACAGACGCCUCAGUUAUUUAUCAUCAAAAUUUCAGCUCCACGUCCUUCUAAACGAACUUAGAGAAUUGGCAUCGCAAAAAGCGGUACCACAUCGCGACUUCUACAAUAUCCGCAAGGUCGACACUCAUAUUCACGCUGCAUCCUGCAUGAAUCAAAAACAUUUACUGCGUUUCAUCAAAAAAACCCUCAAAAAUAAUGCUGACGAAGUUGUUUCCGUCACAAACGGAGUCCCCAUGACUCUUAAAGAGGUGUUUCAGGUACGUUGUCGCAGGCACUUUACCUUAGACAGUAUUAACGAACUUUUUCAGUCAAUGAACCUAACAACGUACGACCUAACGGUGGACAUGCUAGACGUACAUGCCGACAGAAAUACAUUUCAUCGUUUUGAUAAGUUUAACGCUAAGUAUAACCCUAUUGGCGAGAGUCGAUUAAGGGAGGUUUUCCUUAAAACCGAUAACUAUUUGAACGGCAAAUACUAUGCGAGUAUAAUCAAAGAGGUCGCCAGCGAUUUAGAGGAGUCUAAAUACCAAAACGCUGAGUUGAGGUUGAGUAUUUACGGCAAAGGAAGGGAUGAGUGGGAUAAGUUGGCUAAAUGGGCUAUGACUUCCAAUGUGUAUUCGGAUAAUGUACGUUGGUUAAUCCAGAUUCCCAGAUUAUUUGAUAUCUUUAAGCUUAACAAAGUCCUAAGCAACUUCCAGGAAGUUGUGGACAAUAUUUUUGUACCUCUGUUCGAGGUAACAGCUAAGCCUAGAUCUCAUCCUGAACUCCAUAACUUCCUUCAAUACGUUAUUGGUUUUGACUCUGUGGAUGAUGAGAGUAAACCAGAGAAGAAUCCGUUAUUCGAUAAGGACACACCAAAUCCUGAAUCAUGGAGUGAUGAGGAGAACCCCAACUAUGCCUAUUAUUUGUACUAUAUGUACGCGAAUUUGUGCGUUUUAAAUCACUUUAGAGCUGAAAAAGGUCUUCAUACUUUUGUGCUAAGACCACAUUGUGGUGAGGCAGGGCCUGUGCAACAUUUAGUAUGUGGUUACAUGCUAUCCGAGAAUAUUUCUCAUGGUUUAUUAUUGAGAAAAGUACCUGUUCUGCAGUAUCUCUACUAUCUAGCUCAAAUCGGUAUUGCUAUGUCUCCUCUAUCCAAUAAUUCACUCUUUUUGAACUACCAUAGAAACCCAUUACCUGAGUAUUUAGCUAGAGGUCUUGUAGUUUCACUCUCCACCGAUGAUCCUUUGCAAUUUCACUUCACCAAGGAACCUCUUAUGGAAGAAUACAGUAUUGCAGCCCAAGUGUGGAAACUAUCUAGUUGUGACAUGUGCGAGUUGGCAAGAAACAGCGUGUUGAUGUCUGGAUUCCCCCAUAAGAGCAAGCAAUACUGGUUGGGUCCUAACUACACCAAAGAGGGUGUUUCCGGAAAUGAUAUUGCGCGAACUAAUGUACCGGAUAUUCGAGUGGCUUUCAGAUACGAAACUUUGAUAGACGAGCUUUCAAAUAUUUUCAAAUCUCACUCGAAAGAGGCGCAAUAA
This is a messenger RNA of Brassicogethes aeneus, 2421 nucleotides long. Lineage: Eukaryota; Metazoa; Arthropoda; Insecta; Coleoptera; Nitidulidae. The record is from the annotation of a GenBank genome assembly.